This is a messenger RNA of Magallana angulata, 1804 nucleotides long. Its product is annotated as V-type proton ATPase subunit d-like. Gene Ontology annotation, biological process: vacuolar acidification; proton transmembrane transport; vacuolar transport. The coding region runs from base 72 to 1130 and encodes 352 amino acids. The record is from RefSeq and is a predicted model, not a curated record. The transcript is spliced from 8 exons. NCBI's taxonomy places the organism in Eukaryota, Metazoa, Mollusca, Bivalvia, Ostreida, Ostreidae. Gene Ontology annotation, molecular function: proton-transporting ATPase activity, rotational mechanism. Gene Ontology annotation, cellular component: lysosomal membrane; plasma membrane proton-transporting V-type ATPase complex; proton-transporting V-type ATPase, V0 domain.
GCGAGCUAAAAUUAUCAUUUCCGUAAUUGAUCACACGACAACAUUGGCAUUUGACAAAUAAUUUUGCAAAAAUGAUGAACUACAUGCCUGAGAUGACCUUUAAUGUAGACCAUGGAUAUCUUGAAGGUCUACUUAGAGGAUUCAAGAGCGGAAUUUUGAGACAAAAUGAUUAUUUGAACCUUGUUCAAUGUGAAACUCUCGAAGACUUGAAAUUACAUCUGCAGAGUACAGACUAUGGAAAUUUUCUGGCAAAUGAACCAAGCCCCCUAACAGUAUCUGUGAUUGAUGACAAACUGAAAGAAAAACUGGUUGUUGAAUUUCAACACUUGCGCAAUCAGUGUGUAGAGCCACUGUCAACCUUUUUAGAUUAUAUCACGUACAGUUACAUGAUUGACAAUAUCAUCCUCUUGAUCACUGGAAUUCUCCACCAGCGACCCAUCAAUGAGCUCAUUCCUAAAUGUCAUCCUUUGGGAAGCUUUGAACAAAUGGAGGCCAUUCACAUCGCUUCCACUCCAGCAGAAUUGUACAAUGCUGUUCUGGUGGACACUCCUAUUGCUCCCUACUUCCUUGAUUGUAUAUCUGAACAAGAUCUUGAUGAGAUGAACAUUGAAAUCAUCAGAAACACACUGUAUAAGGCAUACCUGGAGGAUUUUCACAGUUUCUGUCGUGAAUUGGGUGGAGCCACUGCUGAGGCCAUGUGUGAGGCACUUGCAUUUGAAGCAGACAGAAGAGCUUUCAUCAUUACCAUCAACUCGUUUGGAACGGAGCUGACAAAAGAAGACCGGGCCAAGCUGUACCCCCGUUGUGGGGACCUCUACCCCUAUGGUCUGCAGCUGUUGGCCAAGGCUGAUGACUACGAUCAAGUCAGACAAGUGGCUGACAUUUACGGGCACUACAAGGAAUUGUUUGAAGGUAGUGGAACUGGACCAGGGGAGAAGACUCUAGAGGACAAAUUCUUUGAACAAGAGGUAAAUUUCAUGAAGAAUUCCUUCAUGCAGCAGUUUCAGUUUGGUGUGUUUUAUGCCUACGUGAAGCUGAAGGAGCAAGAGAACAGGAACAUCAUCUGGAUCGCGGAGUGUGUGGCCCAGCGACACAGGGCAAAGAUUGACAGCUACAUUCCCAUUUUCUGAACAAUCAGGGUUGAACAAUCAGGACCACAGUUUCUUCUCUUAGUGCUGUUAAAAGGAGGAUUUUUAAUUAAAAGUGGGAUUAUAAUAAAGAUUAUUGUGUAUUUAUUGAAUUAAUUAAUAUAUUGGCUGUGAUUUGAUGCAGAAAAAAAAUUGAUGAAAUUUUUAUUACAUCAUUGUUAUGAUAUAAGCGGGUACAGCCUAUUUCCUGCAUGAUGUCACCAUGCUUUUGAUUAAUGCAAUAGGAUAGCAUGGAUUGUGACUUCUCCUUUUUUACAGUAAUUCUCCAAGUUUAUGAAAUCCACCUGUACAAUUUGAUGUUAGGUUGUAGUAUGCAUGUAAUGUAGUAGGAGACCUAUUCUGAAAACAAAAAUUUCUUGUAGUAGACUUUAGUCCAACUGUCAGCAGAUCAGUUCAUUACAUGUAUACUCUAGUCAGAUGUAUGAUUUUUAUCAUAGUACUGUAACCACAGAUUCUUAUAAUUGGUGGAACAUUCUUCCAUGACUGUUGAAAAACAUUUAUUUGUGAUGGUUUGAUCGUGAUGUGAUACAUUUAUUAAUAUCAUAACAUAUUACUGUUGUUAUUGACAUUCCUUGUAAAAGCCUCAUCUGGUAUAGUAAGCUUUUUCACAAGCUAAAUGUAAUCAAGAAAAUGUAUUAAAGUCAUUAUUAGAUAAC